This is a messenger RNA of Purpureocillium takamizusanense, 300 nucleotides long. RefSeq lists its product as uncharacterized. Lineage: Eukaryota; Fungi; Ascomycota; Sordariomycetes; Hypocreales; Ophiocordycipitaceae. The coding region runs from base 1 to 300 and encodes 99 amino acids. The transcript is spliced from 2 exons. The record is from RefSeq and is a predicted model, not a curated record.
AUGGCGGAAUCCGCACAGCAGCCGUCAUGGGUCUUGACCGACUAUUUGCUGCCGCAGUCGUCGCUGCUGGUCCGCGCCAUAUCCUUCGUCAGCCUGCUCCUGGGCACCAUCUUCCUUUUGCCCCUCCUGUUCGUCGUCGGCUAUGACUUCUCGCUGUGGAUAUGGAGACAUUACCGGAGCCGCUUCUCUCACCGUGAAGCCGAUGGCACGACGGCGAACCCCGCCGAACACGCCGCGGCGGCUGGCACGACGGCCAUCGAUCCGACUGCCGCGAAACCGAACAAGGCACGGAGACGAUAG